Molecule: messenger RNA, 879 nt
Organism: Drosophila kikkawai
Lineage: Eukaryota; Metazoa; Arthropoda; Insecta; Diptera; Drosophilidae
Source: RefSeq, a predicted model, not a curated record
AUUCGCCAAACGAAUCAUACAUUUUUUUUCACGUUUCGUUCUCCCCCCCCAAAGUUCUGUUCUAAAAAAAUGCAAAAAGCCGCGGCGUGCUAAAUUUGUAUUGCGUGCAAGAUUGCUACCAACAAAAAAAAAAGAAGAAAAGAAAAAGAGGAAUGGAAGAAUAUAAAAGGAGACACCAACACACUCCCACACACAGAAGCCGCUAAUACAUUUGCAGUUUUUUUUUUACAUAUUUUUUUCGCUCGUCAUAUUUGCAUUUUGAAGUUUGAGAUAUUUUAUUAGACAUUUUGGUGACAGCUGUUGAACUCUGAACACGAAACGGGAAAAAAUCGUAAACGAAAAGUGUGUAAACUUCCCGCGCAAUGAACGGAAAUUAGAGUUGGUGAUGCUCAUCCAAUUCCCUUUUUCUCUUCUCUCCACUCUCUUUGCAGUUAACACUUGGUGGUGAGGUGCGUACACAGGGUCUCCAAGCUUUCAAUACGACACACACAUCUCUCCAGUGUAUAUUUAUAUUUUGAUAUAAACGGAUCAAACACAAAUCAGCUAAAAUGUCUGAUCGCAAGGCAGUAAUCAAGAAUGCUGACAUGAGCGAGGAGAUGCAGCAGGAUGCCGUUGACUGCGCGACACAGGCACUCGAGAAGUACAACAUUGAGAAGGACAUUGCCGCCUAUAUCAAGAAGGAAUUUGACAAAAAAUACAAUCCCACAUGGCAUUGCAUUGUUGGUCGCAACUUUGGAUCCUAUGUGACACACGAGACGCGCCAUUUUAUUUACUUCUAUUUGGGCCAGGUGGCCAUUUUAUUGUUUAAGAGCGGUUAAAGUAUUGUCGAGUCGGAUGAAGUGGUGGUGAGGAGGCUGCUGUUGCAACAGCAGCAACAAC